Molecule: messenger RNA, 658 nt
Organism: Cadophora gregata
Lineage: Eukaryota; Fungi; Ascomycota; Leotiomycetes; Helotiales; Ploettnerulaceae
Exons: 1
Coding region: 71-409 (112 amino acids)
Source: RefSeq, a predicted model, not a curated record
CACUCGAGCAUUUUCCAUUAGCAUCUUACGUGGCUAGACAUAGACUGGCGUCCUCAGUCUAUUCUACGAGAUGUUUAUUCCUGAGAUUAGCGAAUGGUCCCCUAGGCUAUCCCAUGGAAGCCAGCUUUCAGCCUAUCGCGAGUCACCCCACGAUCUCAACGCCACAGGAUCCAAGAUCGUUUGCGAUCUGGGCCCAACUCUGGCUCCUUGCCUUCAAGCCCGUCAGACUCUAGACACGCCGGCAAGACCGUCAUUUAUCAAUUCCCCAAUAUGCACCGCGAACGAAUUCCUAAUCUCGUCGACUUGGCCGGCUUGGGUGUUCAAUCUCUGCCUUCUCGCCUCCACUGCUUUACGGAACAUCGGAAUGCCAACUGCUGUGGCCGGCCGGCCAAGCCCCUAUCUUUGCUAAGCGAGACCUGUAAACAUCUGUGCCCAGCAACAUUCUCUUGGUGGGAUGUCACUUAGGGAAAUACACAUGGGUGCGCUUACGGUUGCCAAGAUACCUGAGUGGAUCUGUAGCGUUCCGGUCUGUGAAACUCUACAAAGCUGUACUGCGAUAAAAGUUUGGCUCGGUAUUCUUGGUAUGCUGCUUCUCUCGGCGAUUCUUGGCGUAAAGUCGGAGUGAGUGUGGAGUGGAUACCUACGCAAGGCGGUGACG